CUCAUUUUUCCUGUCUUCUACAACCAUUUCAUGAAUAUUUUACGUGCCAGAUUCAUAUUGAAACUACACCGCCGCACAAAAUUCGCAUCGUCCGAAAGCCAUCUCAUCAUGCUCCGCUAUCCCCCACAACACCUGCACAAUGCCUUCCUUCCAGGACCUGCCUUUCGACAUCCACUGCGAGGUAUCUAAACAUCUCGACUACCCCUCGGCCCUAGCCCUGAAGAAGUGUAACUGCUACUUCUACUGCCAUAUCGACCCGAACCGGCUUUCCCCCGGCCAAAAACAAGACUUCCUCUCAAAAGCAGAGCUCUUCACCCAAAAUAAGUCCCUCUACAUCUGCUACAGAUGCAGCCAUCUCCUCCCCAAGUCCUCCUUCGGCCACAAACAAAUCACCGGCCCUAGAUCCAAGAACGCCUCGCAUCCAACGCACGACCGCUUCUGCUGGAACUGCGCGGCCAAAUACCGGCUCUGCGAGCAUGCGCUGGCCUACCGCAAGGGGAAGAAAUUGUUCUACCUCUGCUGGAAGUGUCAGCGAUGGGGCCCUAAGUAUGAACGCUGUGGGAUCCCCAAUGAUCCGACGGAUAGAGAUUUCAGGAAUCCGGGGUGGAGAUGCUGUCCUGUCGAACCCUCGCCCACACUCCAGGGCCUACCGUCCAAUAUACGGCAAAUAAUGCUCGAGAUGUUAGGGUAUCGCGACUCCAUCGCACUAUCUCAAACGAGCCGCCUCUUUCACGCUGUUGUUGACCCCUCCCAGUGCGCUUUGCAUGAUAAAUUCCGCUUCGUGCGCGACAUGGUUUUGAGAAUUAAUCUCGGGAACCAAGAUCAGCAGCAGCAGCGCAGUGCCUACUACGCUUGCUUCUGCAUACUACCUGAUGUACGGUUCACGACACGGCAGUUAGACAUGGCAAGGGAGAAUCCCAGUCGCGGGUGGAAGAGAAGAUGUCGGAGUUGUGUGUGGAGGUUGUACGGUGAUUCAGAUAAUACGGGGCCGUUAAAGGAGUGGAGGGCCAGGAGAAUGUGUCGGGGUUGUAAGUUGAUGAUGCGGAAGGGAGAGAGGUGUUUGGGUUGCUGGGAGAAGGUGGGAGAGCAGAGGAGAUUGGAGGUGCAGGAGCAGAGGGAAUUGAUGGGGGACCUUGAGGAGUUGGGUGGUCUUGGGGAGGUGGGGGCCGGGGGUGAGCUACUGUUUGCGGCGGCGGGUCUUGAUCGGCUGGAGCUUUGAGCAGUAUCUGAGAUGUAUUGGGAUAUACUUAUAGCAUGCUUGUAAAGCCUAUAGGAGUAUCGUUAUUGGUCGUGCACGAUAAGGAUGGCCUGUGCAAACGUUCCUGGGGAAUCAAUCCUUGAUACCCGUGCCAUAUGACUCCACGUCGAAGGGGCGUUUAGACUUCAUCUCCUGUCAUUUUUUUUGCUGCAAAUAUUUAGG
Molecule: messenger RNA, 1420 nt
Organism: Pseudomassariella vexata
Lineage: Eukaryota; Fungi; Ascomycota; Sordariomycetes; Amphisphaeriales; Pseudomassariaceae
Exons: 1
Coding region: 140-1219 (359 amino acids)
Source: RefSeq, a predicted model, not a curated record